Messenger RNA from Porites lobata, 13610 nucleotides. NCBI's taxonomy places the organism in Eukaryota, Metazoa, Cnidaria, Anthozoa, Scleractinia, Poritidae. The record is from the annotation of a GenBank genome assembly.
AGUGGACCUUCCGUGAGGUUAAAAACAUUUUAGCCACGCAGUGAAGCGUUCAACAUGCAGAUAAAUCUAUUUUUUCUCGGUGGUAUUAUUUUUGCAGUAUUGCUGGCAGUAUAUGGAGAUCAAGGUCAGUGUUUUAAAGUAUCGGUGAGUCGGGGUUAGGCAUGAAAUAUCUGGAGCCCAUACAGAACUAACUUUCCCAAGCGCUAAUGAUUCAUACUCGCUUUUUCCGCAUCAAUAAGGUUCCAGCACACAUCAAGAGAUGAUACUUGAUGUCCUGUUAUCAUCUUUUGCGGCGCGCAUCUUAUUAUUACUGAACCGAUCAGUCACGGUUCAAAAGCAAUCAUACUUUCAGGAAGUGAAAAUUCCGAACUCCUUGUUAAAAAUACCCGAAGCAAACGGUGCCAUAUGAAAUAUUGCCUUAAAAGAUGAUAAUUUAAAGUUGCUUUUUUUCUUUGAAACACAGCGCGUAGAGCUCGAAAAUUAAAACCGAAUUCGGUCUUUAGCACAAGAAACAGAAGGCAACCGCAGGAACCGCUGUUCAACAAUGAUUGAUAACAUGAUCAUUCGAAUUGCUAUAUGGUUUUCAUACACCUACACAGAUAUGAAAACCAUUGAGUACACUGAGAGCAAUAAAAAUAAAACCACCCUGAGAGUAACAGUAGCCCUGAGCACACUGCAAUGCAGCCUCUCACCAGAAUUAAUAUUAAACUCAUCCUGUUCUCACCACACUUACAGAACUUUGGAGUCGUGUCAUCUAGAAUUAGGGACUAAAAAGAAAGUUCCUAACUGCAUGAGUCGAAUUAAAUUCUGGUGCAUUUUUAGAGGUAUUUCCUUCGUUCACGAUAGAUUAAAAGAAUCUUUUUUUCUUUCUCGCCCCGCUAAAAACACCUGCCGGAGUUGUUGUAUCCUGUUCGUUAGCAAGCUGUUCCUUCGAAGAAGAAAAAUCUAUAGUUUGUUAGAAUACUUGGUUAAGAAUGCCAGCGUUCAUGUUACAGACGAAAACAUUGUGUCCUUGCACAUGUCUCGGUUUUCUGCUACCGCCCAGUAAAGAUACAGGCGAGUUUUUGCCGCUUAAAAGCUGUAACGUUGCCAAAGGUAUAUAACUUAAAGAUAACAUGAGCAAAUGAAGUUAAGUUAUGGUUGAAUAAUAAGCCACGAUGCGGAAAAAAAGUGGGAAAGGUUUAUUUUACGGAAUAGUAUCAUACCGCGACACUAACUUACAGCAAAAGGAAGGACGGAAAACCAAGAUAGUCAGGUAAUUACGGGAAGGUGCGAGGGUUAGGAGGGUGGGGCCAAAAUACGACCUUCAAGGGUGUCUUGGAUCAUGUGAACUAUGAUAAAAAAAACAAUGACAAUAGUGACUUGAAUUUUCUAAGGGUCACCUUAUGGUGCAUAAUUAUUAUCAAGCUUGCUGCACUGAAAUUUCUCGUGAUGUGAUAAGAGGUUCAGUUUAUAAGUGUGCAUGAAUCGGCACAGUAAAUAGUCUAUAAGGUCAUUCGAUGACCAAAUGUAUUGUCAAAACGGAAGCAAAAUGCCUUCUACAUUUCUGAUCUGUUGCAUGAUUGAGUUAGGAGCGAGCCAGCAUUGCUCAGUGGCAGGUGUUUCAAGGGAUAAUUUUCUAUCAUUCUCUAGAAAUGAACAGAUCUGACGAAUGGAAACUGAUGCAAAAGCUUUUCUCAAACUACAGCAAGGAUCUGCGGCCUUCAACACCAGUAAAGAUUUCUCUUGACAUAGCCUUUGUUAAUCUUGACAGUGUGGUGAGUGAAUAUUAUCCACAAUUCAACAUAAUCCUUCAGAUCCAAAAAUCAAGUAUAUUGAUCACUACAUUCCCGCUCACUCAGAAUAAACACCUUCGAGAAAUGUCUGUGUUAUAUCUUUUUAAAGAAGAAAUUUGUGCUUUGAAGAUUUGUGGGAGCCGCAUGCUAAACCAUGCUAAGUCGCCGUAUUUCAUGUUUCCAUGAACUACAUUUUUGUUUCCUUUUUUCAAUGAAAGAAUUCGCGGUUAUUUUUCAUAAACAAUAUGAUGAUACAGUGCUCAGUGGGACUUCCGCAGUGAACAAACACCACUGUUGGGCGAAAUACAUUCGCCCUCAAGUGGAAUUGUGAAAGACUUGUGGUGAGUAUAGGAGUGAAGCACGAAAGAUCAGGGCAAAACGCGUAAAUGUAAAAGAAUGCAGGGACCAUCAGCGACUUUAGGAAAGUGUGUCAGAAGAGGAUGAGUGCAUCAUAUCUCUUGCUACCUGAAUUCGAGGUCCUUACUGUAAGUUACGAUGCUCGUUUUUUUCAAGCAGGGGUGGGGAGACGACCAUCCACCUCUCCCCCUCUCCCCCUCCCAUGAGUUUGCACGCAGGUUAUUAGAUGGCGCUUAAAGGUACAGCAUAGACCUAGAACUAGGUUAGUAAUAUUUGUUAUAUCUUUGAGGUUAAUCGGAUGUUCCGGAUAUGAAACUUUAAAAUUUAGUGGGCCUUAGAAUACGGCCUGUAGAACUGUUCAAUCACAACUUGCGUAUAUACUAAGAGAGGUAAUAUAAAUGUUGUAUUUUUUGAAUACAGGAUCCAAAGAAGGAAAAAAUCGGUUUAAACGUCUGGUUUCGAAUGGUAAGUAAGGUAAAGUAAGGUAUUGAGUUUUAAUAAAUGAUCAUAGAAGUUCAAAUAAAUCGUCAAAACGUCAGUGGUGUGUACCCCUCAAAGGAUCUUAGCUGGGCAGUGCGCGCACAUUACUGUGAACUUGUCAUCAAAAGAUGUGUGCCUUGAGGCAGAGCUGACGAGAUGUGAAUUGCUUUUGUUGAUGUAGUAGCUAUCCCUCACUCCCCCAGGGCUUGAGCUGCUAAGGGCUUGCUCUCAUCGGAUCAUUUUCGCUCUAGGGGAAAGAAGAAAAAUAAUUUUUUUUUAAUAAUUUAUUCUUAAACAUCAUUUAACAUACACCGAAUGCAAAUAUGGCGGAUCUCUUGGCCUGCCCGGGUCUAGUUGCGCGAAAGCGAGGCUAGUGUGGCCUCUAUAGUUUUGUUUUGACUGCGCGUCUUAGCGAUUCAGUCGAUCAAUAUGGUUUCCUUCGAGUUGUUACGUGCUUAAGAGCCAUCAAAUAGGAGAUUUAACUCCAGCAGAGACGAAAGUUGGUUAUCUUCGCUUUGCCAAAGUUCUUUACGAAGAAAGAAAUGGAUUCAAGCGAUUCGGCGCGACGAAUGAAGGCACUCUACUAUCACGGAGUUAUUUUUUAAAAGAACGGAAGUGUGCUCGCUUCACUUCAGAAGAGAAGACUCACGAAACUAUUAGAAUGGGUGAAUAACUGAAAGAUUAAUGGUUCUGUUUCAAGUUUGCUUUGUCCGUUCUCUUACCAAGGAAAGGUAAAUAUUCUCGAGAACGAGUGAAUCCGCCGUCGCGACUUACCAAUCUUUAGGCGCUCUCAGGGACACAACGACAAACAACAAGGGCGAAUGUUUUUUCACAGUCUUCACCAUCCUGUGUUCAAGAGUUUGAGCAGUGCCAUAAAAGAAGCAAUUUUUGGAAAAUCGCUGUUAGUUUAUCUCGAAACCAUUCGACAAGUUGCUAAAAUAGAUCACGCGCAAGGUCAAAUACAAUGCUUGAAUACUUGCACGCUCUUUUUCUUCCAGAACCUUUUUUCUUCUUCUUACUUUCUUAGUUGGCAACGGUUCCUCCGUUAGUUUUUUCAGUGCAUUUUGGUCAAGGACUGUUCUUGAAAUAUAUCGCUUUCUUCUGGUUCUUACAUAGUUUCACAGGCCACGCUUGUAGGAUUAACAGGCGAUUGUUAUUGUUGUUGUUAUAUUUUAAUGCAGCUGUUUUCAGCGUGAAAUCUAAAAGAUUUUACGGUCCACCGCGGAUGCUCCCGUUCUCGAGAAUGUUUACCUUUUGUUGGAUAAAUAACAGACCAUGCAAACAUCUUGGAACAGCACCAUCUCUUGUGAAAAUUAUUUCAUUCAAAUACUUUCGUGAGUCUUCUCAUCUAAAGCAAGUGAGCGAGCACAGUUUCGCUGUAAAGUGCUCCCCAUCGCCGCGCCGAAUCGCAUGAAUCCUUAAGUUUCUUUGUGAAAAGAUCUUGGGAAAGUAAAGGCUAUUCCAGCUAGAGUAAAUCUUCUUUUUGGUGGCCCUCAGGCAUGCAACAACUCGAUGCAAACCAUAUCGAUCGGCUCAAUCGCUAAGACGUGCAGUCAAAACAAAACUCUCGAGGCCUAACUAGCCUCGCUCUCGCGCAACUAGACCCGGGCCGGCCGAAAGGUCCGCCAUAUUUGCAUUCGGUGUAUAACAUUACUAUAAACUUUACAAUUAGGAGUAAUUGGAGCUUAGGAGAGUGAGUUCGAUAUGUUUGCUAGGCGUACAGGUAGCAAUUGAGGGGUAAGGGUGGAUGGUUCUUGCGAUAGAUAACUAUGAUUAUACAGGGCAGCAAAUAAAAAGGAGGCAAAACAGUAAAAGAAACAAACAAACAAACAGACGAGCAAAAAAAGCAAAAUACGAAAGUUCAACAGAUUAACAACAACUAGCAGAACAAAUAGCAUUUUCGCGUUAGGGGAAAGAAUACAAAAUAAGAAAUAAACUGGAAAAUAGUUUGCUCUUUCUUUUUAAACUAAAACUAACUUAGACUGCUUGCCGUCCACCUUUUAACUUAUAAUCUUUCAAGUUUUCCCCGUGUAAUCCUAGCCUGCACUGCACGUUCGUAAAACAAUAAAAAAGGGAGAAAUACUUACGUCCCUGUUUCUUGCGGCUCGGGGAUUUGCAGCUGGCCCGCGCGCUCGCCGCUCGUGUGUAUUUGUUACCAGGGCUCACCCAGCAAUGUUGAAAAGAAAAAUAAGAGAUUGCUCGCAGUCUAAGACCAACUAGCGUCAUGAUUACUUUGCAAUUAGGUCUGGAUAGACGACAGACUGCGAUGGAACUUGUCCCAGUACAGCGUAACGUCAUUGACAGUGAAGUUUAGGAAUAUAUGGACUCCAGAUAUGGUACUAUAUUCCGCGUAAGUGCAUUUAAUUUGUAGCCUUUCAAACGUUUUAUUGGCCUGUUCCAGGCGUUCAGAUAAUGGGAAUGACGCAAAGAGAAGUACGCAGGAAAAACGUAAAGGGCGAGGGGGUCUAAACGCCCGGAACCGAGGCUAAUGUUUUACCUUCUUAACAAAGAGGUGGGACGUAAACCAGGCCAGGAGUUUUCAAGAGGUACCCACACUGAGUUUUUCUGAUCAACACUACCCUGUCUCCCAAGUCUUUUUCACGUGGGUGACUUGAUUGUUUUUUUUAUCAGUGUGGUCAGUAAAUCUUCUACCUUGGUCUUAGGACCAUGUACUUCAGGUAGUAGUUGAGACUUUACAGUCAGGGGUAAAUACGGGUGGAAACACCUUCCGUUGUUUGAAGAAAAUUAAAGGUGCAUUCGGCAGUUCCAGCGUUUUCUCAGCUAUCCUUAGCUUCCUUUCCUUUGCUUUUUUCUGUUAGAUAGAUAGAUAGAUAGAUAGAUAGUUAGAUAGAUAGAUAGAUAGACAGAUAGAUAGAUAGGUAGGUAGAUAAAUAGAUAGAUAGAUAGAUAGAUAGAUAGAUAGAUAGAUAGAUAGAUAGAUAGAUAGAUAGAUAGAUAGAUAGAUAGAUAGAUAAUGAAUUUGUUUUGAAUUAUCUUCGACAUUUUCCAGGUACGCCGGUGCGUAUUGGCGUACAGGUAGCCGCGCCCGUGCCUAAACCCAUUUCAGGCCAUUUUCAAUGUAGUGACUUGCUCCGAGCUGCAAAACAACAAACUAAUUAAUGGUGCCAGGGUUCCUGGUGGUGCAGGAUCUCUUAUAAAUCGGAAUCAGUUUUAAGUUGAAAUAAAAGUCAAGUCGACGACAAACUGAUUCCAAAUGUAAAGGGUCUUCUUGCAAACUGCCGAAAUAUCGGGCAAAUAUACCAUACUGUACCGUACCAUAUCAUACCACCCCACACUGUACAAAAUCAUAUUAUACAGCAUUAUGCGUUGUGUCAUUGGCACGAUACUCACAGCUUAAAAGGCUUUGGCGAUCCAUCUGUUUUAAGUGAGUAAAAUCCCUGGAAAAAGUCAAGGAGAACCUGUUUACUAGUAAGAUAUAAAGGAAAAAACUUUGAAACUGCCUUUGAACAAUUGAGUUUUAGUAUCACUUUUCCUUAAUGUUCAUUAUAUAAAACAAAUAGAUUGCACUCGCAAACGGCUCUUUUGCCACUUCUUGAUAACACAGCGUACAAUUUUUUAUUUUUAGAGUGGGUACUUUAAGAGACUUUGGAGUUUCUUCUCCAGAUGAUUUAGAGUUGGGCGUCGUUGUCGACAACAAUGGGAGUAUCUUCUUCUCUCAACCCGUCCGCAUCGACAGCGCAUGCGCAAUGAAUAUCGCUGACUUUCCUUUCGAUGACCAGGAAUGCAAAAUAACCUUUGGCUCUUGGACUAUGGACAAUACUUUGAUGCAACUUGAUCUGAAUGAAGGCGACGGCAUCGACUUGUCACCAUUAACCAAAAACAACAUGUGGAAUGUUCUUCACAUCUAUGGAGAGGUUUUAGAUCAGAGUCAUUCUUGGCAAGAUAAUCCUUUUUCCACUGCAGUCUACAGCAUCAAAGUGCGGCGGAAAUCGCUGUUCUAUGUUGUGAACUAUAUUUUGCCGCCGGUCGCCAUCACUUUACUGUCCUUGCUUCUUUUUCUUAUUCCUCCGGAAGUAGGAAAGCGAAUGGGUAGGUUGGCCUACAGCAGGGAGCUUAAGCCACAAUGACGGCGACAGGCUACGAGAACGUCACGUAUUUAGUGAAUUCGCGUCGUCUCAAAUUUUAUCGCCCUUACUCCAUCUUGUUUAAUUCAUCAAAUGUUGGCAAUUUUUUUUUGUGGUUGAAUUCUUAAAGACUGUAUCACCCCCAGUGCAUGAAAAGAAAAAGAAAGUUGUUCUCUUGUGUUCACAUCCUCGACAAAACGUGAAAUUAGGCACUUCCACGUUGUAGUCGUACAGCGACGGCAAAGAAAUGUACAAAAAAUAGAAUGAUGCACUUGCAAAGUUGUUUUGCCAAUCUAAACCUAUUGCUUUUUCCCCGGCCUUGUUGCCGUCGCCGUCGUUGCUUCAGUUCCCUAAUAGGGAGCUUAAGCAGCGACGUUUUUGAGCGACGCACGUCAACCGGAAGUGAGGUAUUUUCCCUCUUAACAUGCCUUGAUGAUAUGAAAUUUGUAUUCCUUAGCUUCUUUACUGUUAUAGAGGUGAUUUGACUGAAAAUUUGCGCGAAACCACCGUCAAAAAAUGAAAAAAGGCCACUUCCGGUUGACGUGCGUCGCUCAAAAACGUUGCUGCUUAAGCUCCCUAAUCUUGGCCGUCAACUACCUGUUAUUGUAGUAUGGUAGGUAGAUUUUAUAAAAGUCCUUUAUUUUUUUCCUGCAUGGUUAUGCCAUUUUUAAGGACUUUUUAUUUCUGUUUGGCGCGAAAUUCACAAGUCGAAAAUUCCACCGUGGAAUCAAAACAAUUGACCAAUCUGAGAGCGAUUCACUCACGUGGCCAGCAUCUUUGCAAAUUUAUGGGAACGAAAGAAAUUUUUUACAUAAGAAAAGAGAUCAACUCCCACAGAAUUUGUUUGGAACACCAUCAUGGCCGCCGUUUCAUUGCUUUGGAACACCAAUAUGGCCGCCGUGAAGUCAUGUGAAUACGCUUUAUGGGAGAGUGAGUGAUAUUUAAUCGAAACGGCAUAUGUCAAAUAUUUUUCCCCCUCGUGAAGUUAUGCUAUGCUAUAAAUCCAUUUAGGCGAAACAAGUCGUCCGCUCGACUUCGUCGCUCACUUGGUCGCUGCGCGACCUCAUUGAAGCUUGCUUCGCUCGCUUUUAAGAACUUACGAGGGUUCGACUAGUAGCAAGUUUGAUUAUAUAAGCCUGCAAGCAGGGAAAAUCAUCAGAUAUCAUACGGUCGAAUCAAAGGCAUCCCAAACUCACUUUGUAAGCACUUAGGCAUCUAGUAUAAAAUGGGCAACGUCUCAACGAUUUAUAGAGUUCUUUUGGGGAAGUUGAGCCUUAUCCCCGCAUGUUGUGGAGAAACGAAAUAUCUAUUAAAAUGUAGAGAAGAUCAUCACAGUUAAAGACGCACCUCGUGCAGUUGCGGAAAGAGAGCCUGAAAAGAUUCAGGCUUGCCUGGAUUUGAUCCCUGACCAGCUCUGCGAUACCGGUGCAGGACUCUAACAAAUUGAGCUAGGAAGCCAAUUGGGAGCUGGUCAUUGAAUUAGUUGGAAAUAUGCCCGGGAAAGAUGACGAUGAAAUGAUGAACAUAUAAUUUCCAUAUAUUUGAACUUCGGGAUAAAGAAAUAUUAUUAACUUACUUUUAGUGCAUUUUGAUGGAAGACUGAGUUUAUUUGGUCGACAAGACGCAAUCCCUCUUACUAGCAAACGGUGCAAAUACGCUGUAGUGUUUACUUUUUGUUUUGUUUUGUUUUUUUCCCCAGAGGCUGGCAUUAACUUACUUCUCUGCCUUUCUGUUUAUCUGCUGCUCGUGAAUUCUAAAAUGCCAAGCACCUCAACAGCUUUUCCUCUUUUGACAAAGUUCUACGCCUGCGCGAUAAUCAUUCUUGUACUGGCCAUGUGCUGCACUUGUCUGGUGUACGCACUGUACUUUAUGAACUCAUCAGGACUGGAAAUACAUGACGCGGCCAUGGCAAUAAGGCUUAAGGUAGGCACAGGGAGACCACACAAAGUGUGUAGCCGUUCGUAUGUUUGAAUUAAAAGAGAUUGUAUGGGAAUUUCGUAAAAUGUUGCUCAUAGGCUCCUAUAAGCCCUCCCAGUUAUAGGCCCAUAAACAAAAAAUAUAGCCAAUUAUAAGCCUCCCGGAUUUUAGCUCCCUUUUUGCUUUUUCUUUCUUGAAUUCGACUUAUUAUGACGUUUCCAAGCGUAAUCAAACACAAAAUGCAUAACGUAUUUUGAUCAGCGCUGCUUCAGCUGGUUUCGAAGCGCAUUUUCUAUUCCGCAAGAAGCCUCCUCGUAUGUAAGUUCCUCCGGUCAUAAGACGUAAUAAAACCCCUUACGAAGAUUUACAAGCCCAUGGCUUAUAAACAGCUGUUUACGGUAUCGCUGGGCAGGGUAUACGUCCACCCUGGUAAACAGAUCAUCAUCCGUAAGGAUCAGAGGCUAUCUUCAUCAACUCUCAUAGCGGAAAAUAUACGUGAAUUAAAGUGAGCAAGUUUCCUUAAGGUAGCAAAGAUCAACUACUUAAAAUGUCUUUUGAUUUUGUGUUUGCAGAAUUUUAUUCUUCGCUGGUUAAAGCCGCUGCUCUGUUGUACUCCUUGUAGACGGUCAAGCCCGAAUCUACGAAAAACUCCAUCAAAAGUUAAUCCCACGGAAACAGGUACAUACUAUCAUUAGUGAAUCAUAAAUAACUAGUCUACUUUCAGCAGCAGCCAAUAUUGCUUUGUAGGAAUACAUUCUAAACUCCUUUAAUUUUGGUCUAUUCAUUAAUGACCCUGGCUAUCAAGGGUAGCCUCCCAAUGAAGCUUUUAUCGUUCCCGAAGGACAAAAAUCACGAAAAAUCAAAUUGAAAAGUAACAUGAGAUACGUGGCUUGCAUGCGUCACUUUCACGGUCAUGAUUUGGAAUUUCUAAUUAUUAAGUCUGUUAGACUGUGUGGAAGACUUUGAAUCUGAUAACAUGACUACUACGCUGGGAAGUUGGUUUUGUAUGCCACCAACAUGAGAGAACCAGGCAAAACAGAAUCGCAGCCAUGUAGAGCUUCUUUCUAGCCCCAGUCGUGGGCGCUUUCUUUCUUUUCUCUGUCCAGUCCCAUGUGGCAUAAAAAGGCCUGUGUGGGCGAGAGAGCGUCCGAGACACAAGGACGUCGUAUCUCAAGGCGCUUUUCAUUUGUCAGAACUGACCGGCCAGAUCAUUCCCGUUGUAAUGAGAAUUUCACUUUUAAUCAAAACUAUCCAGCCAGAUUAGUCAAAUCCUACAUAGUAUGCGUGAAGGACAUGGUUUUUCUCCAAAAACUCUUAGUAAAAGCUUAUUUCGUUAUCAAAAUGACUGGUCCGGCCAUAGGCCAUUUCUGACCUUUGGAAAGCGCCCAUAGAUUAGAGCUCAUCAGCAUGGUAAAGCCGUCGUAUUCAGAGGUAGUUGGCUGCUGAUCAGGCUCGUACAAAGCACUCCUUUAAGCGCCAGCCAAACAACACAUGUGGAAGCUGUUAGCUGGGAACCGCACGACAGUUCUCCCACGGCAUGCGCGGGGAAGGCGAAUCAGCACUUCUGCCGAUCUGUGUGUCAAGUGCAGUGUGUUGGGCUGGAACGCUCGUGUAAAAGUAUCAUAAGCCUGUCAUAGGAAUACGAGUUGCUCCCGGUGCAAAAGGUUAUAAUCCUAUUAUUAAGAUGGCUGGCAUGGGAUGGGAACCGACCAGUGAGGUUUCUCCCUGGUCAGGAAAAGCUUACGAAAUUAUAAUUUAAGGGUCCAUUAUGUGCUCUUUCUCAAAGGCUUCCAUCUAAAUGAAAUUGAAGAUCAGGAACAAGAAAAAGUAACCGAAAGAAAACAAGAAGAAGACGAACGAGGUGCCACUUCAGGUAGAGAUCCAGCUGUCACUAUAACCAGCAAUUCCUCGAGUAAUAUCCUCCCUCAGACAUCUGGAGCAAGCGCUAAAGACGUGGAAGGGAACCUCACAUUGGCUGAAAAGAGGUCGGUUCUAGAAUAUGGCAGUAGCAUAUCCAGCAUUGACAUGAAUGACGAGGACAAUAACAUUUUGACCACUGUCUAUUUUUCUCUCCCGGAUGAUCAUGAAAAUAACGCUAAUGUGAAUGGAGACGAAGAACCCAGAAAAGUGGCUUUUGCUCCUCAGAAGGAGGGAAAGAUAAAUUUAAAGCGACGAUUGAAUUCUAGAAAAUGCAGCAACACAGAGCAUGCGCAAGACCAGACGGAUGAAACCUUGGUGUGUUCUGCCGGAUCGUCAUGGUUUUCUUACUCGCCUUGCGAGGACUUGCAGGAAACUGGGUUCGGACAAAGCGCUAACAAAAUACGCAACGACAUUUCAGGUUGCUUAGUUGAGGAAAUAAAACCGUCCAAGGGGCUGGUCGUUUCCUCGAAUGAAAAGGAAUCAAAUACAGGUAUUAAAUGUUUUUGCCCAGACCCUGUUAGUCUGUGAGUCCUUUCAUCAAUCAAUCGACCCAUCUAUCCAUCGAGCCAGUCAGCCAACGAUCCAUCGAUCCAUCCAUCCAUGCAUCCAUCCAUCGACCCACUUACCCAACUAUCCAAUUAUCCAUCCAAAAUCCAUCCACCCAUUCACCCAACUAUCCACCCAUUCAUUUCCAUCUAUCCAUUCAUCGGUCCAUCAAUCUAUCCAUGGAUCGAUCCAUCCAUCGAUACAUUCAGCCAUCCAGCCAGCCAGCCACCCAUCCAUCCAUCCACCCACCCAACCAGCCAACUAGCCAUCCAUCCAUUCAUCCACCCAACAAUCCAUCCAUCCAUCUAUUCGUCCACCCAACCAUCCAUCCAUCCAUUUAUCGGUGCAUCAAUCUAUCCAUGGAUGUAUUCGUCCACCCACUCAUCUAUCCAUCCAUCCAUCCAUCCAUCCAUCCAUUCACCCAUCCGACCAUCCAUCCAUUCAUCCAUCCAUCCAUCGGUCCAUCAAUCUAUCAAAAAUAAUAAAAAGUAAUAAUAAUAAAAGUAUUUAUUCAAGGUUUUAAACAACUUAUAAUUCCAUUAUAAAUGAAGACACAACUGUCUAAGUUUUAAUUACAAUCUACUUAGAAUCAAAGAGACGUCUAUUUACAAAGCAUUUCUUAAACCUCUCUGUAUUAACACAUGGGAUCUGGUAAGGAUGUGACCUACCAAGUAGAGCCCUGUUCUUAAGUGGGGGGAGAAGAUCCUGCAGGGGAUACGAGGAAGUACCCAUAAUACUUUUCCAGAGCCUCACAUCCCUGCCUUUAAUAACCUAUUGAAUUGAUGUUUCAUGUUGAAUAUACCCAAAUCGAAAGGCCCUUAUCAAUAGCCUUUAAAUUUGACUAAGGUAUUUGGUACAAGCAGCAACACCCCAAUCUAUCGAUACAUCCAUCCAUUUAUUCAGUCGUCCUUCCAUCCAUCCAUCCACCCACCCACCCACGCAACCGACCAUCCACCCACCCAUCCAUCCAUCCAUUCGUCCAUCCAUCCAUCUAUCCAUCCAUCCAUCCAUCCAUCCAUCCAUCCAUCCAUCCAUCCAGCCAUCCAACCACCCAUCCAUCCAUCUAUCCAUCCAUUCAUCCACCCAUCCAUCCAUCCAUCCAUCCAUCCAGCCAUCCAACCACCCAUCCAUUCAUCUAUCCAUCCGUCCAUCCAUCCAUCCAUCCAUCCAUCCAUCCAUCCAUCCAUCCAUCCAACCACCCAUCCAUUCAUCUACCCAUCCAUUCAUCCAUCCAUCCAUCCAUCCAUCCAUCCAUCCAUCCAUCCAUCCAUCCAUCCAUCCAUCCAUCCAUCCAUCCAUCCAUCCAUCCAGCCAUCCAACCACCCAUCCAUUCAUCUACCCAUCCAUUCAUCUACCCAUCCAUUCAUCCAUCCAUCCAUCCAUCCAUCCAUCCAUCCAGCCAUCCAACCACCCAUCCAUUCAUCCACCCAUCCAUCCAGCCAGGUAGGAAGCCAUCCAGCCAUGCAUCCACCAGUUUGCCAUCCUUCUACACGUCGUUUAUUCCUCCCACCUCCCCUGCCCAUCCAUUCUUCGUUCGUCCAGUCCUCCAUUUAUCCGUUCCUUUAUUUAUUCAUUUAUUAAAAUCCCUUGUUUUUGUCAAUUUCGUUGUUUUGCAGAUGGCCGUGCCUUGGGCCUUCUUGACCACCUGGCACUUUCUGUUGAGGCUGAAAAGACCAAGAAUGCAAACACUCAGCAGUGGCAAAAGGCUGCCAUGGUGUUAGAUAGAAUGUUUAUUAUUGUGCUUUUCACCAGUAUCACGGUAUCAUUCAUUGCCUCGUUAUUGCUCGCGCCUCGAGUCAGACACGUCUUUAUCCUCUCUUAAAUCGAAGUUAUUAUAUGGCCGCGAGGAGAUACGAAAUGUCUCUUCUCGUGUUGAAAUAUUUUAUAACACGAAAAGAGAGAUUCUUUAUCUCCAAGCGGCCAUCUAAUGUUCUAUUUACUAAAUCAACACCAAUGUAAUAACAAACCAUUUCACUAUACAUUAUUUCUUUGCUGCAGAAGGAGCGAUUUAUUAUGUAACGUAACAACAUACGGAGAUUUUUGCACUUUUGAAGAUGUGAGUUAAGGUACCAUGUCGUCACGAAAAAGCUCACUUGGAAUUUCACUGGUGUUUAUAUAAUAAAAUAUUAUGAUUUUUCUUUGGCACCAGUCAAAACUGCUUAAUUUCCCCCUUUACUUAAAACUCCAUUUAAAGUUUUAUUGACAUUAUUGGAUUCCUGGCGAAAAAAAAUGACUGUACUAAAACAAUGUGCAUGUAUAAAGUUUGUUCACAAAUGAUGAUGAAAGGGUCAAGUCCCACAAAAAUAUGUAUAAGGACAAUUUUGUUGAAUUUCCUGACAAAAUUAAGAACUAAUAAUGAUUUCAGUAGACUAAUCGUUAGGCUGGACUCGUUCCGAGUAUCGGAACUGACCUACUAUUCAAUCUUGUGUUAAUAUAGCUGCUAGCGCUCUAACACAACAACAACAACAACAAGUUUAUUCAGUAUUACCAUUUUGUACAGGUGUUACCGAUUAAAAUAUCAAUAAACAGC